UGACGUAAUGGCCAAUGCGCCACGCAGACUGGAAACUGAAGACCAACGUGACUGAAGCACUCUGAGCAAUUCCAUCUGCCAAAAUGGUCAAAUCCGGAAAACUUCGAUCCGGAGCUGCUCAGAAAUUAAAGCGCUGGAAGAAAGGACACAGUAGUGACUCAAAUCCAGAGACGAGCCGUUAUCGAAAGGCUGCGAGGAGCCGGUUUUUUAGCCGUCCCACAGAGAAGAGUGAUCUGACAGUAGAUGCCCUGAAACUUCAUAAUGAGCUUCAAACUGGGUCUCUGGAGAGAAGCAGUAAUGUUGCAGGAGAUGCCAUGGAGGAGCAGGCGUUCACAGAGAAAACAUCAGGGACUUUUCUCAGUGGACUGUCGGACUGCUCCAACCUUACUUUCAGGAAAGUACAGCGCUACUGGGAGUCAAACUCUGCGGCACAUAAGGAGAUCUGUGCUGUAUUGGCAGCCGUCACAGAAGUGAUUCGCUCUCAGGGAGGAAAGGAAACGGAGACGGAAUACUUUGCAGCCCUGAUGACGACUCUUGAGGCUGUAGACAGCGGCGAAUCACUGGCAGCUGUUGCCUAUCUCCUCAAUCUAGUCAUGAAGAGGGUUCCUGCUGCAGUGCUUAAGAAUAAGUUCUCAGAUACAGCCAAGGCCUUCAUGGAUGUGAUGUCAAACCAAACCAGUUCUGACUCUGUGUCCUAUCUGCGAUGGAUAUUAUCCUGUCUGGCUACCUUGCUGCGGAAACAGGAUCUCUCAGUGUGGAGUUACCCAUCCACUCUACAGGUCUACCACGGCCUCCUCAGUUUUACAGUGCACUCCAAACCAAAGGUACGAAAAGCAGCACAGCAGGGUGUUUGCUCCAUCCUUCGUGGCAGUGACUUCAUGUUCUCAGAUAACGCCCCGAGCCACCACCCAGCAGCAGUCACCACAGCCAAAUUCUGCUGCAAAGAAAUGGAGCAAUCAGGAGGCAACAAGGAAGACACUACCACUCUCCACAUACUAGGUCUACUGAAGGACCUUCUAUCUGCGUUUCCCCUCAGCUCUGUCAAGUCUUGCUGUGAGACCCUCCUGCGUGUGAUGACCCUGAGCCAUGUGCUGGUGACCGCAGGUGCAAUGCAGGCUUUCCACCAACUCUUCAGUGGCAAACCCAGUCCUUCCGGUAUAUCCGCAGAGCUCAAUGCCCAGAUCAUCACAGCUUUGUAUGACUAUGUUCCUAGUGAAAAUGAUCUACAGCCUUUAUUAGCAUGGUUGGCUGUCAUGGAAAAAGCCCACAUACAUCUGUCCAGUUUACAGAGCUCUCUGAGUCUUGGUCAUCUUCCUCGCCUCUUCUCCAUCACCAUGUCGUGUCUCCUGUCCCCGCACACACAAGUCGUCUCUGCUGCAACCCAGACGCUGAAGACUCUGAUAAAUGAGUGUGUGGCUGCUCAUAUGGCUGAGAUCAGGCCUGUUCUACCAAACACAUCCACUGGAAAUGGGGCCUACAUCCUUAAGAUGUUUCAUACUGUGGAGGAUGGAUUGUCUUAUCGGUUUCAUGCCUCUUGGCCGUUUGUGCUACAAAUCCUGGGCUGCUUCUACCGAGCUGCAGGAAAACAGGCUCAUGCUAUUAUGACCAAGAGUCUGCAGUCUCUCUGUGACCUGCGGACCACCCCUCGGUUCCCCUUCUCAGGGGAGCUGGAUCUGGCUGUGGGCGGUGCAGUGGAGAGCAUGGGCCCAGAGGUGGUCCUGAACGCUGUCCCGCUCCUCAUCACUGGAACAGACGAUGACCUCGAGUUCCCUCGCAGCUGGCUGAUCCCAGUCAUUAGAGAUCAUGUAAAAAAUACUCAGCUGGCUUAUUUCACCUCAUACUUUUUCCCCUUGGCAACCAAACUUAAACAGACAGCUGAAGAACUGGAGCAAUCGGGGCAAAAACUUAUGGCGAAAGUGUAUCAGACACUACAGCUGCAGAUUUGGACCAUGUUACCUGGUUUCUGCACUAAACCAACAGAUCUAGUGGCAUCUUUUAAGGGCAUUGCCCGGUCUUUGGGUAUGGCUCUCAGCGAACGUCCUGAUCUCCGCCUCUGCAUCUGUCAGGCCCUACGCACUCUCAUCAACAAGAGCUGUGAAACAGAGGAAGAGAAGGCUGAAGUGAAUCGAUUUUCCAAAAACUUCCUUCCCAUCCUGUUUAACAUUUACAGCCAGCAGCCUACACCUGGAGAGGUGGCCUGUGCUAGGAUGGCUGUCCUGGACACAAUCAGAGUUUACUUGACCGUCACAGAUCAGAAGAUGGUGUGCACAUUCCUGCAGAAAGCAUCUGAAAGGCUCAGCAGUGCGGACAGCUCUGAGUUCACAAGGCUUGCAGUUAUGGACCUGAUAGUUGCAAUGGCUCCAUUUGUGGAUGAAGCAUCUAUGACCCAAACCUUUGAACUGAUUAAACCUUUUCUGGAGAGCAAGGACUCUGGCAUCCAGAAGAAGGCCUACAGAGUGUUGGAGGAGAUGUGUGGAGGAGAGAGAGAACCAUGUAAGACUUUUGUUCUGGGUAAUAUUAUGCAGCUGAAGGGAACUCUGCUGGACAGUCUGAAGACUGCGGCUUCACCUGCCAAACGGCCCAGACUGAAGUGUCUGAUGCACAUAGUGAAGCAGUUAAAUGAAGAACACCAGGAUUUUAUUACGGCUCUGCUUCCUGAGGUCAUCGUUUGCACAAAGGAAAUGUCCAUUGGAGCCCGCAAAAAUGCCUACUUGCUCCUGGUUGAGAUCGGCAAUGCUUUUGUACGGUUUUGUGGGAACCAGAAAGAUGCUAUAUGUGAGUAUUUGAGCCACGUGUACAUCGGACUUACUGGUUCUGUGACCAUGAUUACUUGCACAGUGCUGGCCUUAACAAGACUAGUGUUUCAUUACAAAGAUUCCAUAGAUGUGUCCUCACUGGAGCAGCUCUUGCAUAAUGUCUGCCUGCUGCUCACCAGCAGAACACGAGAUAUCGUCAAAGCUUCUCUGGGCUUCAUGAAAGUCCUUCUCUUUGCUCUGGAUGUGAAGGUUUUAGCCAGCCAUGUGACUGUCAUUAUGGAAGGCAUCAGUAAUAUGAAAGAUGACAUGCGGAGACAUUUAAGGAUGAAACUUAAGAGUAUAUACACCAAAUUAAUUAGGACAUUUGGGUUUGAGCUGGUGAAAAGCAUGCUGCCUGCAGAGCACUACAAGGUCCUGGUGAACAUCCGUAAAGUGGAGGCCAGAAGUAAGAGACGCAAGCUCCUGAGUAAAACAGAUGAGGACAGAGGAUCAGACACUGAGGAUGAGAAGUCUAAUGUGAAAGGAGAGAGUAUUGAGGACAUUCUGGCUGAAACGGACUCUGAUGACACUGAUGAAGAUGAGAAGCCCAAGAAGGGUCAGAAGAAGCCAGUAAAAAAGAAAGGUCUGGCCUGGUUGAAGGAGGGUGUGUCUGAUGAUCCUCUCAACUUCCUUGAUCCAAAAGCAGCACAACGAGUUCUAGCCACCAAUCCUGACUUGAAGAAGGCAUCCAAAGUUGAGCAUGGGUUCAAGGUGACGUCAGACGGACGAUUGAUCAUCAAAGAAGAUGAUGAUGAGGAGGUUGAAAAAACUAAAGACACAGAAAUGGAUGAUAUACUCGAAGAAGCUGGAAUCAAAACAAAGAAGAAUCCGAAAAGGAAAAUGCGUGAUGAUCUGGAUGAUGACAUGGAUGUUGAGCCCUUAAUGAAAUAUAAAGCUGGUGGCAUUGGCAUCCACAGGCCUCUGGGUGGAGGGGGAGAAUUUGGUUCGGAGUAUAAAGCCAAGAAAGGAAAAGGUGACGUGAAGAAGAAAGGCAAGUGCGACCCAUAUGCUUACAUUCCUCUGAAGAAAGCCCAGCUCAACCGCAGGAAAAAGGCUAAACUGCAGGGUCAGUUCAAAGGCAUGGUCAGAGGAGCCAAGAAAGGAGCGCUAUCAGGCAAGAGAAUGCUGCAGAAGAAAAGGAAAGCUUAAGACACGUUUGUACGCUUGAAGAAAAUUGACAUUAUCAGCUACAGGAAAUUAUGUUCUUGUUAUAUUCUUCUUAGAUCUGCUCUCGUUUCCUAUGGCAUGAUGGAAUUAAACCUAAACACAAUAUUUUUAUUAUCCUGUACUAAUGCUUGAUAAGAACUUCCUAUGGAAGAGUCUCUGCAAAAAGAUUUUUUCAAGUGUUCCUUUUCAAUGUUUGCUGUGGUUGGAUUUUAAGAAAAUGGCAGUAUGACAAUAGUUUUGUGCAAAAUGUAUUUGUGCUUGCAUUGUUGGACAGAAAAUAAACAGAUUUGUGAUGUG
This is a messenger RNA of Myxocyprinus asiaticus (Chinese sucker), 4259 nucleotides long. RefSeq names its product ribosomal RNA processing 12 homolog (gene rrp12). The record is from RefSeq and is a predicted model, not a curated record. Lineage: Eukaryota; Metazoa; Chordata; Actinopteri; Cypriniformes; Catostomidae. The transcript is spliced from 34 exons. The coding region runs from base 84 to 3944 and encodes 1286 amino acids.